Neoarius graeffei (lesser salmon catfish) is the source of this 4617-nucleotide messenger RNA. RefSeq lists its product as uncharacterized. The transcript is spliced from 16 exons. The record is from RefSeq and is a predicted model, not a curated record. Bases 502 to 4434 code for a protein of 1310 amino acids. Gene Ontology annotation, molecular function: protein binding; GTP binding. NCBI's taxonomy places the organism in Eukaryota, Metazoa, Chordata, Actinopteri, Siluriformes, Ariidae.
AUUGAUUCCAUAAUUUCGGAGACCAGAUGGAAUUGAAUUGAACAGAAUGGAUGAAAUGGACAGAUAUGGACGUGUAAAGACUGCGUCUGUUCGAAAGACCAAACAAUCUCUAUCUUAUCGACAUUCGGCUCCCUGAACAGCACCAGCCUUGAUCAAGGCCGUUGCUGGGACAACAUUUCCCCCAGAAGGUCACUGCUGGGAGACACUCUCCAUUCCUUCCUCAAUUUUCCACGGUCGCCGUUUUUCACCCCCAGUGUGACAAGCGGGGAAGGAACGCAUGUCUGACCCAUUGACAGCGAGGAAAAGAAGGCUGUCAGUGUGGAUACAUUCAUUCUGUUGCGCUCAUCAAUAAGGAUGUGAUUCAUGGCGCUAAAUCCACGUUCACACUCUGGAUAUUGUUAUUAUCUACAAUGUAUCUAAUUGCUGGGGACGUUCGUGAACAUCAAAGCUGCCACUUCAGGUCAUUUUGAAAGCUGACUACUUACAACAGCCCCUUACAACAUGACUACUGUGGGAGAAGAUACAAUAGAAAUAGCAGCUCUGGGGAGACCAUUUCAACUGGGAAUGCUGUAUGACUGCAGAAAAGAUGCAAUCGUACCAGGAAUCACGCUUUGGGAUCGAGAGCAGCUGCAGAACAAUACAGUUGCUCGUCCUCAUAUUAAUACAGAGUUCACAGUUACAACUUCAGACACAAUUCAAGAAAAGGCAGAGCACCUAAAAGUUGAUGGUGAACUGAAACUGAGUCUUAUGGGAGGCCUUGUCUCAGUAAGUGGUGCAGCCCGAUAUUUCAAUGACAAUAAAAAGUCAUUUAUACAAGAGAGGUUGACGCUGCACUACAGAACAAACACCAGGUUUGAGCAUCUGACUAUGAACCACCUAGCACAAGGAAGAAUGGAUCACCAUUAUGUAUUUGAUCAUGAUGUUGCAACACACGUGGUUACAGCAGUGCUAUACGGAGCGGAUGCCUACUUUGUCUUUGAUAGAGAGGUGAAUUUAUCUGAGCACAAAAACAGCAUCGAGGGAGAAGUAAAUAUUGCUGUUGAUAAACUGAAGAUGCUUUGUUCUGCAGGUUCACAGGUAGCACUAAACCUGAAUGACAAAGAGAAAGCUGCAGUGAAAAAACUGAAUUGUACAUUUUACGGCGAUUUCAUGUUGCCCUCUAAUCCAACAACUUUUGAAGAAGCUGUAAAGGUUUACACUGAUCUUCCAAAUAUGCUUGGACAGAAUGGAGAAUGUGCAGUUCCAGUGAAGGUGUGGCUUUAUCCUCUGGUCAAGCUGGACUCAAGAGCAGCCAAACUUCAAAAAAUGGUCACUAGAGAUCUUAUUCGAGCUAUGGAAUCAGUAAUCGAGGAUUUGAAUGUCACAGCGAUGAAAUGUGGUGACUUGUUGCAAGACAUAGUGGCAAAAUCAUUCAGCACAUUUCACAAUCAAUUUCAAGAUUUUCAUCAUUUUUGCAUUGAGUACAAGCGAGAUUUCAUGACAAAACUAGGGUUCCUCCUGCCAGAAAUCCGUGGUGGUCAAUCAGAUAUAAGUGCCGUGCAUGAACUUCUAGAAGCCCAUGAGAAAUCUCCUUUUAAUAGCAGGGAUCUUCAGCAGUGGAUUACAGUGAAGGAAAAACAAUCCAACCGAGUAAAAUUCCUGCUAACGCAGCUCCUUGACCUUGGAGCAGAAGUGAAUGAUGACACAGACAAAUAUUUGCUGGACCUGAAGGUGGACAAUAUAGUUUCUUAUGCUUUUACCUGUCUUCAGCACCCAGAUUGCCUCAUGACCAAACAAGACCUCUACCUGAACCCCUCAAAGAUGAAAAGGAUCGGUGAAAAUCCACUUCAUGUAGAUUUUCAGGAAAAAAUGUCAACCUCUGAUGAGUGCAGGUGCAUGAAGAAUAAUUUGAGAACUUUUAAGAACUUGAUCACCUCAAAUAAGAGCCAAUCCACCAAAUUUAUUGUUCAAAGUGUGCCUCCGAUGUCAGAGUAUCCAGGUUCCUGCAUUCUCGUGUAUGAAAAUGAAUGUAAUGAACCGAUCUGUUUUGUUCCUCCAUCAAAGCCAACAUGUCCAAACACCAAAGGUGUCACAGAUAACAGCAUAACAGUAAAGUUGAGCCCCUCAUGUUCUGCUACACUGGAGAGGAAAGUAUUGUACAAAACGAAAGAAGAAACAAACUGGAAAAUUUGCACUGUCCAUCAAGAUGAUGAAGUUACACUGACAGAUCUUCAGCAAGGCACUGCUUAUGAAAUAAAAUGCGGAGCAGUCGGGAAACUUGACUACACAGUCGAAAGUGAUGCAAUCACUGUUACAACUGAGCACACUGUGGUUGAAAAGGAGAGUGUAUUUCGAAAGAUGAACACAAAUGUACAGUUAGGGAAGAAGUACUUCAUUCUUUUAACCGGAGAAACAUUGAAGUCUGAUGAACACUUCGUAACUCGGCUCAAAAAUGAAGCAAACUGGCUGGAGAAGGUGGAAACAGUGAAUGCGUGUGAUUUCAUUCUGGCUUUCUGCCCUGUCGUUUCACAAGCUGGAACUGACAUUGAAGCAGCCGUGAAAAAGCUUCAUGAUACUUCAGCCACAAAACCUGCUGUUCUGGUGGUGCUCCAUCACACGUUUGAUCCAGACGAUGUUGCACCAGACAGCAGCAGAGCUGUAAACACAAAGAAUAUAAUCACCUUCGACUGUCUGUUCCAUGAAGAUCAUGGAUUACUGCAGUGCAAGAAAAAUGAUGACGUCUUUAAAUGCAUUGAAAUGCAGACAAAACCAUGGCCACGUGACCCAGGGGAAAGUCAGGCCAAUCAGAAGAUCCCUGAAUACGAACGUGCUUCUGAAAAACUUGACACAGCAAUUACACAAUUGGAAACAUUUGCAAAGGAAGAAGUUGAAAAUAAAAUGGAGUCACUUCGGAAGGCAGGAAAGAUGAACACAAAUGUACAGUUAGGGAAGAAGUACUUCAUUCUUUUAACUGGAAAGACAUUGAAGUCUGAUGUACACUUCGUAACUCGGCUCAAAAAUGAAGCAAACUGGCUGGAGAAGGUGGAAACAGUGAGUGCGUGUGAUUUCAUUCUGGCUUUCUGCCCUGCCGUUUCACAAGCUGGAACUGACAUUGAAGCAGCCGUGAAAAAGCUUCAUGAUACUUCAGCCACAAAACCUGCUGUUCUGGUGGUGCUCCAUCGUACGUUUGAUCCAGAGUAUGUCAUACCAGACAGCAGCAGAGCUGUAAACACAAAGAAUAUAAUCACCUUCGACUGUCUCUUCCAUGAAGAUCAGGGAUUACUGCAGUGCAAGAAAAAUGAUGACAUCUUUAAACACAUUAAAAUGCAGACAAAACCACCGAUGCAAAAAGCAGCCAUCAACUUCAAAGAAUGGGGCCGUAAAAUCAGGGGUAAUGAACAAGGACCUUCCUCUCAGAAGCAAAAAGGAUUAAUGUUCUUGAAAGGAUUAUCCAGAAGUGACAGUAGGAAUGAGCAAGGACCUUCCUCCCAGGUCACAAAUCAGCAAGAAGACAAGACAGAAAAGAUGCAGGCUCUGAAGACGAAUGAGAAUGACUUUUCUGAAGUCAGGUUGGUGGUGUUGGGGAAAAAGGACUCUGGGAAAAAUUCAGCAAAAAACACCAUCCUGGGCAAACAGGAGAGCAGCCAGGCUGCUGCAUCUACAGCUGCAUCUCAAUCCACCCAGCACAGUGAGAGCGCACAGGGGGAGGUGGCUGGGAGGAAGGUGACUGUAGUCGACACUCCUGACUGGUUCUUUUCUCGACUGUCUUGGAAGAAACUAAGAGAAGAUGUGGAACACUGUGUCCAACUGUCUCAGCCAGGACCUCAUGCCUUCCUCCUGGUCAUACCUGUAAAACAUUCAGAAGAAAAAGUAGUUGAUAUCAAAGAGGAAUUGAAUGUGAUGGAAGAGAUUUUUGGAGAGCCCUGUUUCAGACACACCAUGAUACUUUUCACUAUUACUGAUGAAAGUCAGAAGAGUGAGAAAUCAAUCCAAUCAGGAGACCAGAGAUUUGUAGAGAAAUAUGGGAAAAGGUUUCACUUUCUUAACAUUCAGGAUAGUGGAGAUGGUUCUCAGGUCUUCGAGCUGCUUGAGAAGAUAAAGAAAAUGGUGGAUGGAAGUAGCGAGAAAUUCUACAGCAAUGAGAUUUAUCUGAAGACUCUAGUUUGGAUGAGAAAGAUUAAGAUGAGUGAGAUGCUAGAGAACCUUGAUGAUCCAGCAACUGAAGUGAUGACAAACAUGAAAGAAGAGAAGUUAAAUAUGGAGGCAGAGAGAAACAACAUGAAGACUUCCUUGCAUGAACUCUGGAGAAGUGUUUUGAGUUCUCGUAUGCAAGAAGAGAUUGAACAAAAGGACAGACAGAGGAAAAUGAAAAGACAGCUUGAGGAAAAGGACAGUCACCUUGAGGAGAAGGACAGUCAGCUUGAGGAGAAGGACAGUCAGCUUGAGGAGAAGUAAGGUAUUAGGCAGAGACCCGUCCACCCGUAAAUUUGACGGGCGAUUGCCGAUUUCAACGGGCAAGUAUACACACAGACGGAUACUGAAACGGACGAUAAUGCCGAAAAUUUUCGCACAUGAAUACUCCCACAUGUCAUCCGAUAAAUCCAGUUAUGUUCCGCCCACACACGGACUGGCCAUCGG